Nelumbo nucifera (sacred lotus) is the source of this 1671-nucleotide messenger RNA. RefSeq lists its product as uncharacterized. Gene Ontology annotation, molecular function: nucleic acid binding; zinc ion binding. NCBI's taxonomy places the organism in Eukaryota, Viridiplantae, Streptophyta, Magnoliopsida, Proteales, Nelumbonaceae. The record is from RefSeq and is a predicted model, not a curated record.
AUGGAGAUCCCGGAAGAAAUAAUGGUGAAAUUAGUAGCUUUUCGAUUGAAGGGAGGAGCAUCUGUCUGGUGGGAACGAAUAAGGGAGACCGGGAUCAGAGAAGGAAGAGGUCCAAUUCGAACAUGGAGACGUAUGAAGCAAUUAAUAAGAGGUAGGUUUUUACCUCCUGAUUAUGAGCAGUAUAUGUUUGAGUCAUAUCAACGGUGUGCGCAGGGAACAAGAAGCGUGAACGAGUACACCUCAGAAUUUCUGAGAUUGGCUAAACGAAACCAGUUAUCAAAAAGUGACAAUCAACAGGCAGCUCGUUAUUUGAGUGGUUUGAAACCUGCUAUCCGAGACAAGAUUGGCGUCCAGAUGGUUCUGAGCGUGCAGGAAGCAAGGAACUUUACUCUGAAGGCUGAGUUAUUGUUCCAAGUGAGGACCCGAGCCGAUAACUAUCGAUGGUAUAGUGGGAGCGACAAUAGGCCAGCAGCAGUUGACAAGGGAAAACCAACCCAAGGAGCACAACCGUACCAUCUGCUGAGUGUAGCUAACGCCAGUAAGACCGCCACGGGAGGAAACACUCGAGGUAAUACUUCAAACCCUCCUAAAGUCGUUAAUCCCUAUGCAAAACCUGCUCCUUUUAAGUGCUUCAAGUGCAAUGAAGUUGGGAAUAGGUCUAGUGACUGUCCCAGAAGAAAGGUAGUUAACAUGGUGGAGAGGGAUGAGGAAGAAGUUGGUGACGACGAAGUAUAUUGUGGACCCGAUGGACAGGACGAAGAAGGUACCUAUGAUCAUGAAGAGUACACGUGCAUUGUGAGGAAGCUAAUGCUAUAUCAGAGAAGCAAAGAUACCACACAACGACACCGGAUGUUUCGCACUAGGUGUACGGUACAGGGUCAGUUAUUUGAAUUAAUUAUUGAUAGCGGCAGUCAGGAAAAUAUUAUCGGCAGGGAUGUGGUACGAAAACUGCAACUAAUUCCUGAGAAACACCCGAACCGUUACACGAUUGGUUGGAUCAAGGAAGUUGGGGGCGUACGUGUGGAGGAACGCUGUAAGGUUCCAUUCUCUAUUGGUAAGUAUACUGAUGAGGUUUAUUGUGAAAUUGUGGAUAUGGAUGCUUGCCAUAUUUUGCUUGGUAGGCCAUGGCAGUUUGAUGUAGAUGCCAAACACCUGGGUAGGAAGAACACAUACCAGCUCAAGAAAAAGGGUGUGCGCUAUACACUAUUACCUAUGGCAGAAAAAAACCAAACCAAGGCUUCAAAGGCAGAGGAGAGAAAUUUUCUUACCAUAACACAUCGCCACUCUAAAUUUGUAAGGGAAUGUAAGGAUACCCGCGAGGUCCACUUACUGGUUAUAAAAGGGGAGAGCAUGAGUGAACCACUAGGGGAGAACAAAAUCCCAGUGGAAGUACAGGGACUGCUCGACGAGUUUCAUGAUGUAGUUCCUGACAAGUUACCCAAUGAGCUUCCACCCAUGCGAGACAUCCAGCAACACAUUGAUUUUGUUCCUGGUGCUAGCCUACCUAAUCUACCACACUACAGAAUGAGUCCUAAAGAGAACGAGAUUUUACAGGAGAAGAUAGAAAAACUAUUGAGAAAAGGGGCACAUCCAAGUCAGCAUGAGUCCAUGCGUAGUACCGGCAUUAUUAACACCGAAGAAAGAUGGGAGUUGGAGGAUGUGUGUCGAUAG